AAGCAGCCCCAAGCCGCCGUUGCCGCCGCAGCAUGGGCAGCGCCAGCCCUGGCCUGAGCAACGUGUCCCCCGGUUGCCUGCUGCUGUCCCCAGAUGUGGCACUGCGGACAGGGGUGGAGAAGGCAGCAUCGGGGGCAAUGGUCCCCGAGAAGCAGGAAUGGAGUCCUAGUCCACCCGCCACCCCUGAGCAGGGCCUGUCUGCCUUCUACCUCUCCUACUUUAACAUGUACCCCGAGGAUGGCAGCUGGGUCGCCAAAGUCCCCGAGGCCAGCGCCAGGGAGGACCACCCGGAGGAGCCUGAGCAGUGCCCAGUCAUCGACAGCCAGGCCUCUGGGAGCACGCUGGAUGAACACUCCCUAGAGCAGGUGCAGUCCAUGGUGGUGGGCGAGGUCCUGAAAGAUAUCGAGACUGCAUGCAAGCUGCUGAAUAUCACAGCCGACCCUGGGGACUGGAGCCCUGGUAACGUGCAGAAGUGGCUUCUGUGGACAGAACACCAGUACCGGCUGCCUCCAGCAGGCAAGGCCUUCCAGGAGCUGGGUGGCAAAGAGCUGUGCGCCAUGUCUGAGGAGCAGUUCCGCCAGCGGGCACCCUUGGGCGGGGACGUGCUGCACGCUCACCUGGACAUCUGGAAGUCAGCGGCCUGGAUGAAGGAGAGGACCUCGCCUGGGGCCCUUCACUACUGCGCCUCCACCAGCGAGGAGGGCUGGACGGACGGUGAGGUGGAUUCGUCGUGCUCCGGGCAACCCAUCCACCUGUGGCAGUUCCUCAAAGAACUGCUGCUCAAGCCCCACAGCUAUGGCCGCUUCAUCCGCUGGCUCAACAAGGAGAAAGGCAUCUUCAAAAUUGAAGAUUCUGCACAGGUGGCCCGGCUGUGGGGUGUGCGCAAGAACCGGCCGGCCAUGAACUACGAUAAACUAAGCCGCUCCAUCCGCCAGUAUUACAAGAAGGGGAUCAUUCGCAAACCCGACAUCUCUCAGCGUCUCGUCUACCAGUUUGUGCAUCCGGUCUGAGAGCCGCAGAGACCAGAGGCCUACAACCUGCCCUAGGCAGCCACUCUCUGGAUCGCCUGGGCCUCUCUGGCCAAUCUGAAUCCAGAGGCUGCUGGUACCCCAGAAUCCGAGGUCCCCAGACAGACAGCCACUGAUCUGGGGAUACACCUGAGCUCUCUGGGCCCCUCUUCAGGUCGUACACGGGUCCCAGGAGGACAGAGGGAGCUAGCUAGGACUGUUCACAAUGGAGAACUCCCUGAGCCAGGCCUGGACUGUAGAAAUCCCAGAGGAACCACCUAUAGCACACAGGGACCCGACCAAGUCAGCUCACGGGACAGCGAUGUCAGUGGUCUCUUCUCCUGUCACUCGUCUUGUACCAUACCUGGCACGAUGCUAAGAGAUGACUGCACCCUGUGUUGGGGAGCCAAGGGUGCCCUAGGAACGGAUAAUAAAGGUGUAAGAUAACUGACAGGUA
Messenger RNA from Rattus rattus (black rat), 1464 nucleotides. RefSeq names its product SAM pointed domain containing ETS transcription factor (gene Spdef). The transcript is spliced from 5 exons. NCBI's taxonomy places the organism in Eukaryota, Metazoa, Chordata, Mammalia, Rodentia, Muridae. Gene Ontology annotation, biological process: regulation of transcription by RNA polymerase II; cell differentiation. Gene Ontology annotation, cellular component: nucleus. Gene Ontology annotation, molecular function: DNA-binding transcription factor activity, RNA polymerase II-specific; sequence-specific DNA binding. The record is from RefSeq and is a predicted model, not a curated record. Bases 33 to 1010 code for a protein of 325 amino acids.